UUCUUGGCUGAAGUUGAAGACCUGUAAGUCGAAUUGACCAGCCGCCUCCUGUCUGAGGAAUACGAAAUUAUCACGAGGCACCUAAAUCACUAACAUCACGUGUUCAAAGUACACCGGGCAGGGAACUCGAAGAGAGGCUCAACAAACACUAUGGACCCGGGAAUUCCUACUAUGAAGAUUUAUGCCGCCUCGUGCGCCAGGGGCUUGAGGAGGGAUGGGUCGCAGAGACCGAAUUGGGUCAUGGUAGGAUGUACCGGCGAGGCAAGAUCGCGCUGCCCAGCGCUGAAACACGCUUUUUUAGUAUCACUACAGUGUACAUGGAGAGCGAAGAUGUGUUCGCGGGGCAAUACCAUGCCCAUCCCUACGGAGAGAUCAAUUGUGUUGUCCAAGUAGACGAGACGGCCGAGCUGGAGGGUAUGAACGGAUGGCGCGGCGCCGGGUGGACGUCGCCCGGUCCAGGUACACACCAUUAUCCCCGAGUUCGCAAGGGGGCGCUCGUUGCACUAUUCUUCUUACCUGCUGGUCGUAUUUCGUAUAAGGCGACACCGGAUAUGAAGCAACCGCUUAGUAUAUGAGAAGCUGUACUAGGUACCCGACAGUAGACACAAUAAUUCAUUUGUGCCAGAU
Molecule: messenger RNA, 627 nt
Organism: Xylaria bambusicola
Lineage: Eukaryota; Fungi; Ascomycota; Sordariomycetes; Xylariales; Xylariaceae
Exons: 1
Coding region: 249-575 (108 amino acids)
Source: RefSeq, a predicted model, not a curated record